Molecule: messenger RNA, 558 nt
Organism: Paramuricea clavata
Lineage: Eukaryota; Metazoa; Cnidaria; Anthozoa; Malacalcyonacea; Plexauridae
Source: the annotation of a GenBank genome assembly
AUGGCCAUUGAUUUGAAUCCUGAGUACCGACUUCGCCGUAAAGCAAUGAACAUGGCGUUGCAUAUAUUUGGAGAGGGGAAGAAGGCUCCGAAUGAAAAUAUAAAUGACCAACUUGACGAGUUCUUCAUGGCAAUAGAAAAGCCGGAUGGCAAGCCAUUUUAUCCUCCAGAGAUUGUCGAACGUUCUAUUGCCUCCCAUCUCUGGGGUUGGGUAACGUGUAAAACAGAUAACAUUAGUGAUGGUACUGCGGAUAAAUUGCUUGAUUUUAACCGAACGUUUUUUGGACUCGUUCCUAUUCUGAAGUAUUUUCCCACAAAACACGUAUUGACAGUGAAGUAUGUAAAAAGGAGACUACACGAACUUUUUGUAACCGAAACAAUCGAGACGAGACGACCUAUCAAGAAGGGAAAAAAACGGGAUAUCAUGGACUCUCUAUUAGCAUUUUGCAUUAAAUUUGGACUGAAAACCGAUUGCGUCAGUUUCCUAUCAGCAGAUAUCAUCCUGGCUGGAGCAGAUAUACAACCGGGACAUUUUUUGUUUGGUUUUUGUUAUACAUGA